AUGGCCAGGAUUGUCGUGUUAAUAUCGGGCUCCGGUUCCAACUUGCAGGCUUUGAUCGAUGCUCAAAAGCAAAGCCGAUUGGGCAACGACGCCCGUAUCGUCUCGGUCGUAUCUUCGAGCAAGAAGGCGUAUGGGUUGACCAGGGCGGCAGAGAAUGGCAUCCCCACAAAGGUCUGUUCGCUGUAUCCAUACACGAAAGGCAUUGCGAAAGAGGACAAGGCCGCAAGGGCCAAGGCAAGAACGCAGUUUGAGGAUGAUCUGGCAAAGCUGGUUCUCGAGGAAAAGCCCGACGUGAUCAUCUGUGCGGGCUGGCUGCUGAUCCUCGGCUCUACCUUCUUGAGCCAACUGCAGUCCGUUCCGAUACUAAAUCUUCAUCCAGCGUUACCAGGUUGCUUUGAUGGCACCACACAUGCCAUUGAGAUGGCAUGGCAAAAGUGCCAAGACGACAACAAGCCAUUGGUGGCUGGAUGCAUGGUGCAUUAUGUCAUCGAGGAGGUCGACAAGGGCGAACCACUGGUGGUGAAACAGCUGGAAAUCGUUCCGGGGAAAGAAACGCUGGAGCAGUAUGAGCAAAGAGUGCAUGCUGCUGAGCACGUCGCCAUCGUGGACGCCACCUACAAGGUCCUGCAGCAGCUCCACAAGUAA
This is a messenger RNA of Saccharomyces kudriavzevii IFO 1802, 645 nucleotides long. It is a transcript of the gene ADE8, whose product is annotated as phosphoribosylglycinamide formyltransferase. Lineage: Eukaryota; Fungi; Ascomycota; Saccharomycetes; Saccharomycetales; Saccharomycetaceae. Gene Ontology annotation, biological process: 'de novo' IMP biosynthetic process. The coding region runs from base 1 to 645 and encodes 214 amino acids. The record is from RefSeq and is a predicted model, not a curated record. Gene Ontology annotation, cellular component: cytoplasm. The transcript has a single exon. Gene Ontology annotation, molecular function: phosphoribosylglycinamide formyltransferase activity.